UUUCUCUUCUCCAGCGCCAAUGGACAUCGACUCGCCCCCCUCAAACUCCAUCCCAGACAUCCUCCAGCCAGAUCCCCACUCCCACAUCCUCCUCCCCUCCUUCUCCGCCUCCUUCCCCUUACCCUUCCGCGUCCUCUUCCUCGUCGGCCUCGCAACCCUGCUGUGGGCAGUCAACCUCCAUGUCCUCUCCGCCAUCGGCAUAGACAUGAGCUGGGUCCUCGACCUGAGGGAUGAUCCGGGAGGAGGAGAUAUAUCCCUAGAGGAAAGUGAUGAUGGCGGCGAGCUUGCGGAACAGGGUAUGCAUCUGGAAAUCUCCCCUCGACUGCAGCAGCUUGGAAACAUCACCACCACCACCACCUCUCUCAAUGAACCCGAUACGCCUAUCCGCCCUACAAAUACACGGAUCGUGAGACCAUCGGCUAACAAGCUGCACGGACCGAUGUACAAAUUGUUUCUCAUGUACUGCGCCUGGGUCGGGACGGCAUGGGUGCUUUUUAGGUAUUUGAGCGGCGAUGAAGAAGAAGCCAUGGAGAGGUGGAGAGUGAUUCCUGGUUUGGCAAUGGUGGGUGUUGUGGCUGGUGUGGCGGUACCGUGGAGAGGUGUAGUGGAGAGGGAACGGGCCGGGUUUAGAAGAGCGAUCAAGAGGAUAUUACUGCCUCAUAUCAAUGAUCCUGUCCAUUUUUCAGAUGUCAUCCUCGCCGAUAUCCUCACGUCGUUUGCCAAAGUGCUUGGUGACUUGUGGAUCUCCGCUAUCCAAAUCUGGAGCGGUGGGAUCACCCAGGGUCGUGUCAGUCAAAGAGGAUGGAGCAACUAUAUAACGUUGCUCAUGGUAAGUUUGCCAUACAUGCUGCGAUUCCGUCAAUGUCUUUUGGAAUACUAUCAAUCCUCAUGGCAAUCCCCGCGUCCCCUUGCCAACGCUCUCAAGUACUUUUCCGCGUUUCCCGUCAUUUUCCUCUCCGCUCUACAAAAAUCCGUCGUGUCAGAUAUCGCCAGUCAAAAGGGCAUCUCUGUUCAAGAACUCACCGAGCGACAUGAUCGAUGGUUUGGAGAGCACCGAUUGUUCAGACUGUGGCUUCUCGCCGUCUGUGUCAAUUCAAUGUACAGCUUCUGGUGGGAUGUGGAGAUGGACUGGGGAUUAGCGCUGUGCGAGGCGGACACCUGGUUGGGAGCCAAAAAGGAAGGCGGUGGGAGGCAUGAAGGGUGGAUAGAGAGGAUGAAAAAGAUGUUGCGCAAACGGAGGGAUACGGGCCAUCAUCAACGGUCUCCUUGUCCUACCCCAUCACCAUUUGUCACCUCACCCUCCAUCUCACCUACACGCGGAUCCUCCCGCCCAGCUAAGCCGUUCUUUGCAUUCGGCCUGCGCCCAACUCUUCUCCUCCCCGACCCCGUUAUCUACCAUCUGUUCACCAUCAUCGAUCUCAUACUUCGAUUCACAUGGUCGCUCAAGCUCUCUAAUCGUUUACAUACUAUCAGUGAGAUUGAAAGUGGAGUGUUCUUGAUGGAGACGCUCGAGUUGUUGAGGAGGUGGAUGUGGGUGUUUAUCAGAGCAGAGUGGGAGGCGGUUAAGAUGAAAGAACAUAGGUGGGGAAGGGGAAAGCUUGUCUGGGAGGAGGAGGAGCAAUGAAAAUGGUUUUGGUUUGUUUGUGGGAGGGUUUGAUUGGCAUAAGCACUGGAUAAGGAUGUAGUGUUGUUGUGUAGAUACAUAUAGAUUUUCUGAUUUCCACAGCAUCUUUUUUAACACUGAUUAUGAUAUUGCAUGGGUUUUAAUAGUACAACAUGUGUAAUU
Cryptococcus deneoformans JEC21 is the source of this 1786-nucleotide messenger RNA. RefSeq names its product protein-ER retention-related protein, putative. The transcript has 3 exons. The record is from RefSeq and is a predicted model, not a curated record. Gene Ontology annotation, cellular component: membrane; cytoplasm. The coding region runs from base 20 to 1624 and encodes 534 amino acids. Lineage: Eukaryota; Fungi; Basidiomycota; Tremellomycetes; Tremellales; Cryptococcaceae.